Molecule: messenger RNA, 1788 nt
Organism: Leucoraja erinaceus (little skate)
Lineage: Eukaryota; Metazoa; Chordata; Chondrichthyes; Rajiformes; Rajidae
Product: annexin A4-like
Exons: 8
Coding region: 163-855 (230 amino acids)
Cellular component (GO): cytoplasm
Molecular function (GO): calcium ion binding; calcium-dependent phospholipid binding
Source: RefSeq, a predicted model, not a curated record
UCCAGACACGCAGAGCCUGUUCGUUGGUUACACAAAGUUGUGCCCGCCCUGUGUUGAUGAUAGAAAAGCGAGCAGCCAUUUUUGGGUAGGGACACUUUCAAAUAUCACAUUCACCAAGCAGCAGGUUUCUCCAUUUUCUCCAUCUCAAGAACUCGUGUUGUCAUGGCAGCUGUAGGUCGACGAGGAACAGUCAAGGAAUUUGCUGGGUUCAAUCCCCAGGAAGAUGCCGAAAAGUUAAGAAAAGCAAUGAAGGGUUUCGGCACUGAUGAAGAUGCGAUCAUUGAUGUAUUGGCUAAAAGAACUAUAGCCCAGAGACAGCGGAUCAAACAGGACUUCAAGACUGCCUUUGGCAAGGACUUGAUCAGUGACCUGAAGUCUGAAAUAUCUGGGAAGUUUGAGCAGGUGGUUCUUGGACUGUUGAAGACUUCUGUCCUGUAUGACGUACAUGAACUGAAGAAUGCAAUCAAGGUCUGGUACUAUUGUGGAUACUCGCUCCUACGUCGCUCGAAAUCCCCCUCCAAAUCGUCUGUCAAAUACACUUUCAGUAAUUCAUUUGAAGAUCUGUUACAAUCUUGGAACAUUGUAUGGACUGGGAUGGUGAAUGACACUUCUUGCCAGAUUUUUGUAUUCUUGGGCAUUCUGCAAGAAAUGACCUGUUGGGUCUUGGAAGCAGAGGGAGCUGGUACAGAUGAUGAUGCCUUGAUUAGGACCAUGGUAUCUCGGUGUGAAAUUGACAUGCUGGACAUUAAAGUUGAGUUUCAAAGAUUGUAUGGAAAGUCAUUGCAUUCCUUUAUCAAGGGCGAUUGUUCUGGAGAUUACAAAAAGAUCCUCCUCCAACUGUGUGGCGGUGAAUAAUUAUAAUAGUUCCGUGUCAUUUCAAGAUGGAAUGAAUUGAAGAUCCUGCAAAAUGAGUGUGGUGCUCCUCACUUAGUGACAUGCUUUAAUUAUACGCUCAAUGAAGCCUUAACUUUUUUGCUUUUGCUAUAAUCUUGAAAUACAUUAUUCUAAUCAAUGCCUUUAAAGAUGGAAAGCUAAUAUAAAAUGCUAAGCCAAAGCACAAUGCACAAAUCAACUCCAACAUCUUACUGUAAAAUUGAACAUACACUUGACAAUAGUUAGUAAAUUGCUAUUCCUCAAAGUUCCAGUGCUGAUCUGAACUUUGAAAUCUGGGGCUUGCCAUUUCUGGUUUGUAAUGACCUUCCAAUGUGGGACUCAAUCCAAGAAGGGAUAAAGUAAUGUGUGUACUGCACUACAAUGUGAAUUAAAGAUGAAGAACAAUUGUAAAGUGUAUGAUUUGAAACUGUAAACUUAAAGGUAAAUUAAGUGCAUCCUGUACUCUGGUCCAAGGAAAUAAUACAUCAUUCAAUGUCACACAAGAAAUAGUGAAGGGGUUACAAUGACAGCCCUGCUGUAUUUUUUACCCUGAUCUGUAGACUUAAAUUAGUUUCAUACAGCAAAUGAGCUGUUUGCCCCUUAACUAUGACUGCAUUCAAGAAUUUCCUCAGCUGUAAUGUUGUUGAUUGGGAACAAUUGCAAAUUGCUAAGAAUGUACGAUUGAGUAAUGAAAGUGUACAAGAUGCAUGUAACAACAUUUGUCAAAUAGAUUAUACACAAAUCAGUUGUAUUCACUUGGAUGAGCAUCUCUUGCUGUGUAAUUUGUUAAUGUCACCUGUAAAUAUUUACAUUUUGCAUGAGUACCACUUUGAAAACUGGAAGCAAUGAACCAUUGCAGCAAUGUUGUAAUUCAAGGCUGUUAACAUUUAAAUAAAACAUUCCAUUUUAUCUAUA